AUGACGAACGCGCUCGCUCCGUUCACGCUCAAGGGCUUCUAUCUGCUUACGUGGGGUACCGCGCUGGGCACGAAUGCCUGGCACCUUGUGUCCUCGCACAAGGCCUACACGACGCUGGACCGCGAGUCCUUCUCGCACCUCCAGGCCUCGAUGCACCCCGCGUACUUUGGCACCAGCACCCUGCUCUCGGGCGCGCUCCUCGCGACGCACCUCUACUUCCACCCGGUGCUCCUCCGGCGCGCGGCGUGGUGGGGCCUCGAGGAGGGCGUGCAGGGUCUCCUCAUCCUCGGCGCCUUCGUCCCGCAGCUCAUCAACUGGGUCGCUGUGGGCCCGCGGGCCAUCCGCCUUUUGUAUGAGCGCCACCGCGCCGAGCGGUCCGGCAAGGUCGCUGUAAGUGAGAACGUCGGCGUCGCUGACCCCCAGCCCGCCCAGGACGUGGCUGCCGCCAACUCGGCGUUCUCGACCAUCCACGGCGUCAGCAGCACGCUCAACCUCGUCUCGGGGCUUUCGCUCGCUGCCCUCGGCCUCGCCGUGAGCAUGUAA
Cutaneotrichosporon oleaginosum is the source of this 543-nucleotide messenger RNA. RefSeq lists its product as uncharacterized. NCBI's taxonomy places the organism in Eukaryota, Fungi, Basidiomycota, Tremellomycetes, Trichosporonales, Trichosporonaceae. The record is from RefSeq and is a predicted model, not a curated record.